Molecule: messenger RNA, 2713 nt
Organism: Sitophilus oryzae (rice weevil)
Lineage: Eukaryota; Metazoa; Arthropoda; Insecta; Coleoptera; Curculionidae
Exons: 3
Coding region: 75-1508 (477 amino acids)
Cellular component (GO): nucleus
Molecular function (GO): zinc ion binding
Source: RefSeq, a predicted model, not a curated record
GUGCGCGAAGAGGUGGCAGGUGACACUUUGACAUACGAUUCGUUUGAUUGACAGUCGUUCUAAUAUUUUUCAAAAUGUAUUUUUUGGAAAAAAUUUGCAGGAUAUGUAUUCAAACUGGGGUUCCUUUAGUAGAUUUAAAUAUGGUAGAUUUCGACUCAGUCAGAUUAAGUGAAAAACUUCAAAUUUGUACUAAAAUGGUUAUAGCACAGGAGACCAUUUCAUCAGAGAUAUGUGAAAAAUGUGUAAACAAAUUAAGAGUUUCUUAUCACUUUCAAGAGAUGUGCAACAAAAGUUCUAAACUUAUACAAAGUUACUUAGAAAAACUCACUGGAGAAUAUAGUUGUACAGAGGAAGGGAAAAUCCAAAAAGAUCUUGAACAUUCUGAACUAAAUGUUGAAAUAGAACAAAUACCUAAAAGUGAGAUUAGAAAUUUUGGUUACAUUGAAGAAAAUGAAGAAGAAAUAAGUGAGAUAUGUAUAAAUAAGGACAAUAUUCUUCAACCUGGAUAUAGUGGCAAUUUGCAAUAUGAAACAUCCGGAUGUAAAAGGAAGCAAAGAAUUACUAAACAACAAAGAUGUUCACUUCUUAAACAACUCUUGACCCCUGGCAAUAAGCCUAAAAAAGAGAGGGACAAAACUAAUUAUAUUGAAACCAGCAGCACUAUAUAUUAUGACAAAGGUGGUCUUAAAAACAUUAUUGACUUUACAAAGAAUUACACAUUUAGUUUUAAAUUAGACAAAAAUUCAAAUAUUGAAUCAACACCUUUAGAUAAACUGACAGCAUUUUCUACAAAUUUUUUCCAAAGAGAUUUUAAUGAUUUUCAAACUCAUAUUUUACAUGUUAUACAAAAUAGGGAUAAAUAUGAAAAUAUUAGUGCAUUUUCUACGGAUGAUGAAAGUGAGACAAGUGAUAGUGAAGCGAAUAAUGGAAUAGAAAAAGAACAUACCCAUUUCGAAGAAGUAAUAGUAGAACCGGACAUAAAAAUUAAAAGUGAAUUGGAAUUUGAUGAUGAUGAAGAAGAAGAUAAAUGUCCAUUAGAUUAUCUUGAAACAUCAUUUGAAGAAGAAGAAGAAAUGAAAAUCAAAAAAGAAGACUGCCAGUCUGACCAAGAGACUGAAUCGCUUAGUAAAAAAAUGGAUCAUUAUUCUACUCCGCAUCAUUCAAAUUACUAUCAUAGUCCAGGUAUAAAAAAUAAAAUUCUGUUCCAUAGGAGUCCACAUACAUUUGAUUUAAAUACUGUAGAUUUACAAUUAGGAGAACCUAACUUUAGUUUAAGCCAAGACUCUUCUCAUUCUGUCAAAUUAUUAGAUAGAUUAGUUUCGAGUUAUCCUCUAAGUUCUAGGAAAAUAUUUUCGCCAAAUAAUGUAAGGUGUAGAACAAGAAAUAAUCCUUAUAUCAAUCCUCUACUAAAGGAUCAAUUCUUGUUUAGGAGUUUUAAAUGUGAGCUGUGCAAUAGAUAUUUUAAAAGUCAAGGAUACUUGAAGGCACACACUUCAAAAGUUCAUUAAUGAGAGAUGUCAAAAAAACUUGCAUUCAAAUAUCUUUGACAAUGCUUUAAUGAUGGUUUAAUCUCAGUUCAGAUAACCUAGAUUUGAAAAUUUAUUAAUGUAAUUCAGAUUCUGGUUUAGAAAUUUUAAAUGUGAGAUGUGCAAUAGAUAUUUAAAAAAAAAUAAGGGGGGGGGGAUGUCAAGGAUACUGGAGUACUUGAACUUUACUACAGAUACUUCAAAAGUUCAUUAAUAUGUCAGAAAACUUGCUUUAAUGCUAAAUGAUUGCUUAAUUUCAGUUCAGAUAAUCUAGAUUUGUUAAUGUAAUUCAGGUGGCUGAACUGAGUUUGAAUUUAAAUUAUAGAAAUAAUUAAAUUAUUUAUCUUUUUACUGAGCUGGUGAUGGAUCUGUUAUACGGCUUCACUUAGACUAAUUCUAUUUGAAGUGGAAGUCUCUUUAGAUAAGGGCACAUUUAUUAAUGUGCCACUGUUGAAAUAAUCUGUGAAUAUUACUAAGAAACUUAUAUAUUUGAUUGCCAAGCAAUAUUAAAUGUUUUUAAAAACUAAAUGUUGUGAAUAUAAAAUAUUGUGAUGUACUGCGCGUCCUCUUUAGUGUUUUAAAACUAUUUUAUAGUUUAUGCACUGUUUGCUCUAUGGUGGUUAUUCUGUUACUUUCCUCAAUUUUUUUUGAUCAGAUUAUUGACAGAAAUUGUAUUAAAAUGUCUCCGAUUUUAAGUUAAUACUUUCUUACACUGUGGCUCAAAGUGAAUAGAUUAAAAUCCUUUGAUCUGCAUAGUCUUUAACCUUUAUGUGAUGUGGUUUUAUUAAACUCCCUCAUGCCAAAGCGAGUACAAGAUCUUAAAUUAUAUCUAUUUAGUUGUAGUAACAUGAAUUCAGCUUUGAGCAGAAGAAAACAAUGUUUGUGUUUGUGAUAGUAAUUACUUAGUUUUCAUUAAAAUGUGCUUAAAGUACAAUUAAUGUUCCUACAAAUACUUUUGCAAUGUUGUAUGGACUUUCUCUCAUUAGAAAAUAAGAGGUAUAAAUAAAUAUUCUUUACAAGUGAAAUUAAAAAACUGCUUAAGGUUUAAAAUCUUGACAGUAAUUGUUCAAUCCGAAUUUAUACAAUAAGUACUUAUAAUAUUUAAAUGUUUGUACCUUAUUCUAUAUAAGAAUAUAUAUUGUAUUGUAUUUUGUACUUUUAUUUUGUUAUUAAAUCUUUCUUAUUAU